AUGGGAUCAAGUGACGUGCCGCCCCCCGCAGCCCCGGCCUGGCUCAUCCCGGCAUCCACGACGCUCCUGGGCGCGGGCGUCGUCUGCUGGCUCGUCUGCUACGCCCUCAUGGCGCGACGCUCUCUCCGGACGCGCGACACGCCCAUCCCCCUGCUCGCACUGGGCAUCAACCUCUCGUGGGAGAUGGUGUACGCCUUCUACGUGACCGAGGAGUGGCUCGAAUUCGCCGGGUUCAUAAUGUGGCUCGCCCUCGACCUGCCCGUGCUGUACACGACGCUCAAGUACGGACGCAGGUCGAAUGCCGCAUCGCCGCUGGUCGCCCGCAACGUGCCCCUGCUGCUGGGCCUCGUGUUCGCCUUUGGCCUCGUCACCAACACCCUGUUCGCGUGGUGGUGGUUGAGGGAGCCUCAUCGCGGCUACGGCCUCAAAUUCGGCAAGACGUGGAAGGGCCUCGAGGCGAGGGACACGACCGAGCUGGCGUGGUGGUCUGCCGGCGUGGCGCAGAUGACCAUGAGCGUCGGCGCCUUGGGCAUGUUGCUCCAGCGAGGGCACUCGGGCGGCCAGAGCUAUGCGAUAUGGUGA
Messenger RNA from Metarhizium album ARSEF 1941, 582 nucleotides. RefSeq lists its product as uncharacterized. The transcript has a single exon. The coding region runs from base 1 to 582 and encodes 193 amino acids. The record is from RefSeq and is a predicted model, not a curated record. Lineage: Eukaryota; Fungi; Ascomycota; Sordariomycetes; Hypocreales; Clavicipitaceae. Gene Ontology annotation, molecular function: lyase activity.